Messenger RNA from Trichobilharzia szidati, 4310 nucleotides. NCBI's taxonomy places the organism in Eukaryota, Metazoa, Platyhelminthes, Trematoda, Strigeidida, Schistosomatidae. The record is from the annotation of a GenBank genome assembly.
AGAGACUUCACAGACAGUAAUUAGAGCAAAUAUACCAAGUUCAUUGGUAUGAUGAUGACUGAAAUUCCACUGAACAACCUUUCCAGGCAUAAACAAUCGUUUUUUCUGUGAACAUAGACAAACUUAUUUGUCUGUUUGAGCCAAGAUUAAGGAGCAUUUUCAUAUGAAUGAGACAGUAUUCACAAGUUUGGAAGCCGUAUGGCAACAUUGCCCCGUCACUGCUCUGUCCUUCAUUUCCAGAAGUCUUUUGGCCAUUGGUUCAGCUAACGUACUAAGCAUCUAUAGUGUAGAUCAUGGGUUAGUGCUGUGUAAGUACCUGCUGAAGCGUUUCGUCAUUAUACACAGAGUGGAGUCAGUACCAGAUGUGAAGCAGGACAACUUUAUCUUGUGUCUGUGUGGAAAUAGAUUUGUCACUGUUCUGGAAUUCAAGGCUACAUCAGCCACCUUAAUGUUAAUAACCGAAGAUUAUUACUGUGAUAAUAUGAUAUAUUGCACAGUUCAUUUCAGCCCGCUAGCAUUUUAUUUACAAACUCUUUCGAGUCAUGGUGUACUGAAAGUAAUGAAAUCAUCCUGUGAUGACAUUGCAUGUAUUAGUGAUUUAAACACCAGUACUUCGCUUCAGCUUGAAACAAGUGUAUGCUAUACAGGUCAUAUAUUUCGGUUCCCGUCGACAUCACUAUCAACAGGUGGUAAAACUAUAGUAUUUUGUGGAUCUACCUUUGGAAAAAUUCAUGUGUAUCACAUUUCAAAUGAUGAUUUAUCCCAAUGCUCAUCGGUUCCCACCCUAACUCUGUGCGCACAAAAGGGGGUUAUAUUUUCUGUUGAUUUUUGUCAUUUAGCCCUUGAUAAGUCUUCUAUGGCAUCGUAUCGCUUAGUCUCUUGUGCUGAGGAUCGUAGUAUUGCUGUCUGGUCAGUAUCAGCUAAGUACAUUGUGGAUUUCAGCGGUUCAGAUAAGUGGCAACUGUUGUACCAUUUAAAGGCAGGCAGUUUUCUGGAUGGCAGCGUAAUAUUUGAGUCUAGAGUUUGGUGUGUUCGUGUUGGUGAUUGGGGAAUAAUAGCUACUGGGGAGGAUUGUCGUGUAGUUUAUUACCAAUGGGAUAAUAUAGCCCAACCUAUUGUUAUGCGAAAUAUUCAUCGUGGACAAAAUGUUUGGUGUUGCAGUGUAUGGAGUGCCGAAACUGAUGAUGAAAGUAAAUCGGUUUUGCUAGCUACUGGUGCAAAUGAUGGCGGAGUGUGUGUACGUGAACUGACCAAUCAUUUUCACCAUCCUAAUAAUAAUAUCAAUGAAUGUGUAAUUCUACCGUGUUAUGAGUCUACAUCGGAUAAAAAUACAGAACUCACAGUGAAUUCAUUCAAUACAGAGUCAUCGUGUCCCUCAGUUUCUCAAAAGACUACUGAUAAUUCUAAGUUGAAAGAUUUUGCCCGUGUCCUCUUUUUCGGUUUAAAUGGUCGCCUGUUCUAUAUAACAGAUUUUGGGCAUAUAUAUACAUACUGUCAUACUAGCGAUCCAAUAAUCCAUCAAGUACAUCCCAGGAUACUUAGAUCUUUCGAGGAAGCUGUUGCACUAUUGCAGCCAUCGGGAUGUCUACCAAAACGUACAGGCUCAAAGCAAUGCGAAGUAUUCUUCAAAGGUUAUGUGACUUGUGGUACAAGUUUCGACCGGUCUUUUGUGGUAGUAGGAAACAUUUCUGGUUGUCUUAUACUUAUCAAGAUUCUGCAAGACCCACCUUUUAUGGAGCUAUUGGAUAUUAUAACUGUCAAUGAUAAAGUAAUGAAAAUUGUGUGGAUUAGUUCGUCACAUAUAGCAACUGGACUUCCGAAUGGCGAUUCUUUGGUUAUCCGUUUGGUAAAAACAGAGAAUACAAUAAAAUUCAGUAAAAUAUUUAUUACUCUUCAAGUACCAGAUAGUUCAAAAGGCAUGAAAUGGUUGAACACAGCAUCUGAGUUAAUCAAACAUCAUUCUAUCGGUAAUAACUCCGUUGAUGAUGACAGGAUUCUAGUCACCGGUUCUCGUGAUGGUGGGAUUUUCUCAUACAUAUUCAAUAUUUCAGUUGAUACCAAUAAGCUGCACACUCCAGUAUGGUUAUUAAAGUCAUGUCAUCGACCUGGUGGUUGUAUAUCAAUGCUUGUCGUUAAGCAGCAUCCAUAUGUUAAUCUUUUUACUUGUGGUCGAACUUACGGAGAAGUUAAGCAUUGGUCUGUUCAAUCCAAUGGUGUAUUAUAUCUUUUUGGAACAAUUCUAAGAUCUGAACAUAUGACAUGGAUUGAUAGAUUGUAUCGUUCAGAUGGGGAUAAAAUAUAUGCUUUAGGAUUUCAGUCGAAAUAUUUCAAAGCAAUUUCGCUAAAUCAUGAAUGCUUAAAAGAUGACAAUCACCUGAAUUGGUCAUUGAUGUGUCCAGUUCGUUCAGGUGGUUGUUUUCUUGUUGACUGUGCUGGUGGAAAUCAUUACUGGGAUUGGUUUUUACCCAAGAGCAUAACAAUAACAAAGACCACUACUACAAAUGAAAUCGAAACACCUAAAGAUUCUGUUCGUGAUUAUCAAGGUGAUAGUGAAAAUAUGACGAAGUGUUUUUCUCCUUUGUUUGCAAGUAUUAAUCGAGGUAGAGUAUUAAUUCAUUCGGAUGUGCAGAAUUGUAUAUCAUGUGAACAAAAUAAGUGCUGUCCAACACCUAUCUAUUUACGUCGCUCACUUCAUGGUGAGACAAUUAACAGCUGUUUGUUACUCAACAAAUUUGAUCUAUCCAAUAAGAAGGAUUAUUUUCAAGACAAUUCCAAUAAUGAAGAAGUCGAAUUGUAUUGUUUAGCUGGUGGAGAGGAUACUACUUUAUCGUCGUGGCGAAUUUCUUUACCGGUAGUUCAAAAUGAUACGAAUUCGAGUGAGCCAAUAUUCAAUUCUCUUUUUCACCAUCGUGGUCACAUAUCGAACAUUCGUUGUAUAACAUUGCCUGUCAUCUAUACUAAUAACAGAAGUUCAGAUGAGGUAGUUAUUCCUAGACAGUACAUUGUUAGUGCUGGUGGCCGUGGUCAAAUUUGUUUAUGGCGACUUCUAUCACCAGAUGAGACAGUGAAGACAACAGAAGAAAAGUGUCAAGGAUCAAUUUCUCUAGGUUUCCUAGGUUCCAAGAAAAUUCGCCACGAUGAAUGUUAUCUAGUUGAUGAUCCUUCUGCUUAUGAUAAUAACAAUAAUAAUAAUAAUAAUGUUAGUGAUCCAGCUCAUGAUUAUGAUGAAAAAGCUUCCAGGUGUAAAAAAGUUGUUGUAUCCAGUGAUCUACGUAUUAUGGCUGUGGUUUGUGUUCAGAUUACUCGAGAAGAAUGUCAAAUGAUUGAUGAUUUACUGGUUAUUGCCGGUUGUUCUGAUGGAUAUGUUCGACUGAUUCAUAUCGAAGUUCCGCCAGGAAAUACUGUCGGGUAUCCGAAAUUUUCAGAAAUUGGUCGAAUCAACCCGGUGUCAUCGGCAAACAAUUCGGAGAAUCACAGUAGUUGUUGUCUGGACUUAAAUAUUGUGAGCAUUACUUCCAGCCAGAUUUGUUUUGCUAUGUCGAACUCUCGAGGAGAGGUGCAUGGCUGGAUUCUACCUUGGUGCCCUUUGAAUAAUAAUACUACUGACAAUAAUGAAUGCGUCGGUAACAUUGGAAACAAUGACUGUUACAGUGAUGUUGAUUGUGUAUUCGGUCUCUGUCUAAAUUCUGCCUUCCAUUGGGUUUUAAACUGCACACCAAUUCCACCUUUUCAUAUACCAAACCAAUUAGCUUUCAAUUGUAUAACUUCACUGAGUUUUGAGACUCCUUUUUCCAGUAGUAAUACAAAAUCGACAAUCAUUGCAGUUGGCGCCGAUGAUGGUAGUGUCCGUGUGGCUGUUGUUCCUGUAAAUUUUGAUCGAAAUUCAAAAUCACCCUUGAUGCACCCACAAUGGUCUGUCUCCUGUGUGAAACACUAUAGCAGUGUUGUGAAAUUGGCUACAUGUCCGCAUUUCGAAUCGUGUGACCAGUAUUUGUAUCAUUUUUUAAGUGUAGCCUCAGAUCAACGUUUAAUACUUUGGUGUUUGAAAACAAAUUCUCAGGAAUCAGUGAACAACUUUCAGUUAAAUGCAAUAAAGUGUAUUCUGUUAUGUGGUUUGGGUGAACCCCAUAGCUUAUCAAUAAGCUGUCAGCACCAUCAAGUUAGAAGUGGAAAUAAGAAGAAUCAUACUACUUAUGCUCUUGUUGUGGGAACUGGUGCUCAUUUAAUUCGUGUGUCUUAAGCAAACUGCAUAAAAUGACUUAUUUUUGUAUAUGAUUUUGUACAUUCUAUUUGUAAUAUAUGAUUUGAGC